AUGAAGGCUUUAAUUCUCGUUGGCGGCUUCGGUACCCGUCUCAGACCACUGACUCUCACUCUCCCCAAGCCAUUGGUCGAGUUUGCCAACCGUCCUAUGAUCCUCCAUCAGGUCGAGAGCUUGGCCGCUGCUGGUGUGACGGAUAUCGUCCUGGCUGUCAACUAUCGACCAGAUGUCAUGGUUUCUGCCCUCAAGAAGUAUGAGGAAAUGUACAAUGUCAAGAUCGAGUUCUCUGUCGAGUCUGAGCCCCUUGGCACCGCCGGCCCUCUCAAGCUCGCCGAACAGAUACUGGGCAAAGACGACUCGCCUUUCUUCGUCCUCAACUCAGACGUCAUCUGCGAAUACCCAUUCCAGGCUCUUGCAAACUUCCACAAAUCCCACGGCGAAGAGGGCACUAUCGUCGUCACCAAGGUCGAGGAACCCUCCAAGUACGGUGUCGUCGUCCACAAGCCCAACCACCCCUCCCGCAUCGACCGCUUCGUCGAGAAACCAGUCGAGUUUGUCGGUAACCGCAUCAACGCCGGCAUCUACAUCCUCAACCCCAGCGUUCUCAAGCGUAUCGAACUCCGCCCCACCUCCAUCGAACAAGAGACGUUCCCCGCCAUAUGUAAAGACGGCCAACUCCACUCCUUUGAUCUCGAGGGCUUCUGGAUGGACGUCGGUCAGCCCAAGGACUUCCUCAGCGGAACCUGUCUCUACCUCACCUCACUCACCAAGCAGGGCUCCAAGUUGCUAGCCUCCUCCAGCGAGCCCUACGUCCACGGCGGAAACGUCUUGGUAGACCCCUCCGCGAAGAUUGGCAAGAACUGCCGUAUUGGCCCCAACGUGACCAUCGGCCCCAACGUUGUCAUCGGUGACGGUGUUCGACUCCAGAGAUGCGUGUUGCUCGCCAACAGCAAGGUCAAGGACCACGCCUGGGUCAAGUCUAGCAUCAUCGGCUGGAACAGCUCUGUAGGCCGCUGGGCACGCCUAGAGAACGUCUCAGUGCUUGGUGAUGACGUGACUAUUGGUGAUGAGGUGUACGUCAACGGCGGCUCUAUCCUCCCACACAAGAGCAUCAAGCAGAACGUUGACACCCCUGCAAUCAUCAUGUAA
Messenger RNA from Microsporum canis CBS 113480, 1095 nucleotides. Its product is annotated as mannose-1-phosphate guanyltransferase. The transcript has 5 exons. NCBI's taxonomy places the organism in Eukaryota, Fungi, Ascomycota, Eurotiomycetes, Onygenales, Arthrodermataceae. Gene Ontology annotation, biological process: GDP-mannose biosynthetic process; cell wall mannoprotein biosynthetic process. The record is from RefSeq and is a predicted model, not a curated record. Gene Ontology annotation, cellular component: cytoplasm. Bases 1 to 1095 code for a protein of 364 amino acids. Gene Ontology annotation, molecular function: GTP binding; mannose-1-phosphate guanylyltransferase (GTP) activity.